GGUGCGUUGAGCUCGCCGCGAACCCAAGAUGGCGGUGUGUGGACGUGUACGGGGGAUGUUCCGCUUGUCGGCGGCGUUGCCGCUGCUGCUGCUAGCAGCAGCAGGGGCCCAGAAUAACCAUGGUCAGGGCCAGGGUCCGGGGGCCAACAUUGGGUCCUUCGUCGGGCAAGGUGGAGGCGGCAGCCCGGCCGGGCAGCAGCUACCUCAGCUGGCUCAGUUAUCGCAGCAGCAGCAGCAGCAGCAGCAGCAGCAGCAGCCGCCGCCUCAGCAGCAGCAGCAGCAGUCUCUUUUCCCGGCAGGCGGGCUCCCGGCCCGGCGGGGCGGAGCGGGGCCCGGUGGGACUGGCGGAGGCUGGAAGCUGGCGGAGGAAGAGUCCUGCAGGGAGGACGUGACCCGUGUGUGCCCCAAACACACCUGGAGCAACAACCUGGCGGUGCUCGAGUGCCUGCAGGACGUGAGGGAGCCUGACAACGAGAUUUCUUCAGACUGCAAUCAUUUGUUGUGGAAUUACAAGCUGAACCUGACUACUGAUCCCAAAUUUGAAUCUGUUGCCAGGGAGGUUUGCAAGUCAACUAUUUCUGAGAUUAAAGAAUGUGCUGAAGAACCUGUUGGAAAAGGUUACAUGGUUUCCUGCUUGGUGGAUCACCGAGGCAACAUCACUGAGUAUCAGUGUCAUCAAUACAUUACCAAAAUGACGGCCAUCAUUUUCAGUGAUUACCGCUUGAUCUGCGGCUUCAUGGAUGACUGCAAAAAUGAUAUCAACCUCUUGAAAUGUGGCAGCAUUCGUCUUGGGGAAAAGGAUGCACAUUCACAAGGUGAGGUGGUAUCAUGUUUGGAAAAAGGCCUGGUAAAAGAGGCGGAAGAAAAAGAGCCCAAGAUUCAAGUCUCAGAACUCUGCAAGAAAGCCAUUCUUCGGGUGGCUGAGCUGUCCUCGGAUGACUUUCAUUUAGACCGGCAUUUGUAUUUUGCUUGCCGAGAUGAUCGGGAGCGCUUUUGUGAGAAUACACAAGCUGGUGAAGGAAGAGUGUAUAAAUGCCUUUUUAACCAUAAAUUUGAAGAAUCCAUGAGUGAAAAGUGUAGAGAAGCACUAACUACACGCCAAAAGCUCAUUGCCCAGGAUUAUAAAGUCAGUUAUUCAUUGGCCAAAUCCUGUAAGAGUGACUUGAAAAAAUACCGGUGCAAUGUGGAAAACCUUCCUCGGUCCCGGGAAGCCAGGCUGUCCUACCUUCUGAUGUGCCUGGAGUCAGCGGUGCACAGAGGGCGGCAAGUGAGCAGUGAGUGCCAAGGGGAAAUGCUGGAUUACCGACGCAUGCUCAUGGAAGACUUCUCUCUGAGCCCCGAGAUCAUCCUGAGCUGUCGAGGGGAGAUUGAACACCACUGUUCUGGAUUACAUCGUAAAGGGCGAACCCUCCACUGUCUGAUGAAAGUCGUUCGGGGUGAAAAGGGGAACCUUGGAAUGAACUGCCAGCAGGCGCUUCAAACACUGAUUCAGGAGACAGACCCUGGUGCAGACUACCGCAUUGAUCGAGCUCUGAAUGAAGCUUGUGAGUCUGUAAUACAGACAGCCUGCAAACACAUACGAUCCGGAGACCCAAUGAUUCUUUCAUGUCUGAUGGAACAUUUAUACACAGAGAAAAUGGUAGAAGACUGUGAACACCGUCUCUUAGAGCUGCAGUAUUUUAUCUCUCGGGAUUGGAAGUUGGACCCUGUUUUAUACCGAAAAUGCCAGGGAGAUGCUUCCCGCCUUUGCCAUACCCAUGGUUGGAACGAGACCAGUGAACUUAUGCCUCCUGGAGCUGUGUUUUCCUGCCUGUACAGACAUGCUUACCGCACAGAAGAGCAAGGAAGGAGGCUCUCACGAGAAUGCCGUGCUGAAGUCCAGAGGAUCCUACACCAGCGUGCCAUGGAUGUUAAACUGGAUCCUGCCCUCCAGGACAAGUGCCUGAUAGAUCUAGGGAAGUGGUGCAGUGAGAAGACAGAGACCGGGCAGGAGCUUGAAUGCCUUCAGGACCACCUGGACGACUUAGCUGUGGAAUGCAGAGACAUAGUGGGAAACCUCACGGAGCUGGAGUCUGAGGAUAUACAAAUAGAAGCUUUGCUGAUGAGAGCCUGUGAGCCUAUAAUUCAGAACUUUUGCCAUGAUGUGGCAGACAAUCAGAUUGAUUCUGGGGACCUGAUGGAGUGCCUGAUCCAGAACAAGCACCAGAAGGACAUGAACGAGAAGUGCGCCAUUGGCGUCACCCACUUCCAGCUGGUACAGAUGAAGGAUUUUCGAUUCUCUUACAAGUUCAAAAUGGCCUGCAAGGAGGAUGUGUUAAAACUUUGCCCCAACAUAAAAAAGAAGGUGGACGUCGUGAUCUGCCUGAGCACCACAGUGCGCAAUGACACUCUGCAGGAAGCCAAGGAGCACCGGGUGUCACUCAAGUGCCGCAAGCAGCUUCGAGUGGAGGAGCUGGAGAUGACGGAGGACAUCCGUUUGGAACCAGAUCUGUAUGAAGCCUGCAAGAGUGACAUCAAGAACUACUGUUCUACAGUGCAAUAUGGAAAUGCUCAGAUUAUUGAAUGUCUAAAAGAAAACAAGAAGCAGCUGAGUACCCGUUGCCACCAGAAAGUAUUUAAGCUGCAGGAGACAGAGAUGAUGGACCCAGAGCUAGACUAUACUCUCAUGCGCGUCUGCAAGCAGAUGAUUAAGCGGUUCUGUCCAGAAGCAGAUUCUAAAACUAUGUUGCAGUGUUUAAAGCAAAAUAAGAACAGUGAAUUGAUGGACCCCAAAUGCAAGCAGAUGAUAACCAAGCGUCAGAUCACCCAGAACACAGAUUACCGCUUAAAUCCCGUGCUAAGGAAGGCCUGUAAAGCUGACAUUCCUAAAUUCUGUCAUGGUAUCCUGACCAAGGCCAAGGAUGAUUCGGAGCUUGAGGGCCAAGUUAUCUCAUGCCUCAAGCUGAGAUAUGCUGACCAGCGCCUGUCUUCAGACUGUGAGGACCAGAUACGUAUCAUCAUCCAGGAGUCUGCUCUAGAUUACCGCCUGGACCCUCAGCUCCAGCUGCACUGCUCAGAUGAGAUUGCCAAUCUAUGUGCUGAAGAAGCAGCAGCCCAGGAGCAAACAGGCCAAGUAGAAGAGUGCCUGAAGGUCAACCUGCUCAAGAUCAAGACAGAGCUGUGUAAAAAGGAAGUGUUAAACAUGUUGAAGGAAAGCAAAGCAGACAUCUUUGUGGACCCAGUUCUUCACACAGCAUGUGCCUUGGACAUUAAACACCACUGUGCAGCCAUCACCCCUGGCCGCGGGCGUCAGAUGUCAUGCUUGAUGGAGGCCUUGGAAGAUAAGCGAGUGAGGUUGCAGCCAGAGUGCAAAAAGCGCCUGAAUGACCGGAUUGAAAUGUGGAGUUACGCAGCCAAGGUGGCCCCAGCAGAUGGCUUCUCUGAUCUUGCCAUGCAAGUGAUGACAUCCCCCUCAAAGAACUACAUCCUGUCUGUGAUCAGCGGGAGCAUCUGCAUACUCUUCCUGAUUGGUCUGAUGUGUGGACGGAUCACCAAGAGAGUGACUCGAGAGCUGAAGGACAGGUAGAGCCGCCUGACCACCAAGGGAGCCACCUGCCCAGGCCCGUGCGGACAGCCGUCCUGUAUAGUGUAUAGUAUCACCUCACCCUCCUCACGGUGGCCCCGACACCACAGUAGAGCAGCAUCAGGUGCCCACCGCAUCUUCCCAUCCAGACUUGGCCAUGUCCUCCGUGUCCUCCUCCUCCCGGGAGGCUGCCCUUGCAGCGUCGGCAGCUGGCUGCUUUGGUGGUAGCUUUUGUUGGCAAAGGUUUACCUGCCUGUAGACAAUUCUGUCAUACCAACAGAACUGCUGGUACUUCCAGAACUGACUCACCUGACCUGCAACUCAAAUUUUUUUUUUUAAAAACAAAGGAACAAAAGACAAAAAAAAUUUUAAAAAGGAAAAAGUGUAUAUAGUAGAGCAUCUCCUUCAGUCUUGACUUGAGCAGUAGGGUUGUUUCUUUCUUGUAAAUGCAGCAGGUGUCAGCAGGGCUCGGAGGAGAUAAUGCACAUCCAGUGCCUGAUCAUUGAAAUGUCUGCUUCCUCUUCUAGAAGCAGCUUUGGGCCACAUCGAGGCAGGGACUUCAGCAAGUAGCGGGGACACUGAGCAGCCUGCUCUAGGGCCUGUUGGCUUCUACUGCAGUGUGAUGCCGUCUCCCUCUAACCCCAGACAGGCCACUGCUACCCACAGUCCCAUAGCAACAGGCAUUUCUGUGAACGCCCAUCUCAGUGCAGACGUGAGCCUCCCUGGGUCAGUGCAAGCCGACUAGGGAGGGAGUAAAGACUGAAGCAGGCGCGCGUGCACAGCCGCAGGGCCAACCGCCAGCUUCCUCCACGAUGGGAUGGAGCUGCUGUGUGGGUCCCUGGAAGUUCUCUACCUCAACAGGAAGUUGUUACUAAGUUGGGGUGUGGGCUUCUAAGAUGAGGGUGAGGGUGGCAGGGCAGGAAGGAACAGGUGUAGGACUCACUUCACUUAGUUUUCUGAGCGACAGUACGGGCCAGAAGGGAUGGCUUCUGAAGAUUUAGCGUGGUCUUGGUGUGACGGGCACUGAAGGCCGAUGUCCUGUCCAUGCCAGGUGGACUCCUUCCAGGCUCUUUUGUCCUCCACACGAAGGCGUGUGCAAGGCGAUUGCAUUAAAAGAUGGAGGGUUUUCUUCGUUCUGUUUUUUUUUUCCCCUUUCUGUUCAUUUGCUGCGGGUACGCACUCUAGUAGGCACUGACUAAAUGUUAUAUUUUGGUGAUCUGACAGCCUUCCAUAGUCUGAGCUUUGCAGGAGCAGGAUCCCCUGCCAUCUUCCCUUACUCCUCAGUGUGAAGAGGACAGGGCUGGAGCGGAGGAGGGAGGAGCCCGGGCACUGCAGUUCCCCGUUGGCGAGUUUGGGCCGUGGUGUCUCAGUGGCUGUACAGAGGGUGGCAUGUACAGUAGGAGAUAUAUUUAUAUAAUAUAUAUUUUAUUAACCUGUUAGAUGUCCACAGAGUAUUAUAAAUCAUGUGCCUAAAACUGUCCAUACAGACCCAGGCCCUGCGCGGUGCCCUCCCUGCGCCUGCCUCCCAUGUACACCCACAGAUGCUGCUGGAGCAGUGUGUCUUCCUGAGAUGUGUUCCGUGCAGGCUGCGUCACUUCCUCCAGAUUACUCCGUGUCUGACCUGACUGACAUUCAUUUGAAUACUGUGGUUUUCUUUUCUGCUGCCUUUUCUGGUGGCAUGGAGUUCCAGGGCUAGCUGUCUGUCUCCUGCACAGGGUAAUAGAAGUCACUGAGGGGAACUGCUUGCUAAGCUACCUGGGCCCUACAUACUGCUUUUAGAGUCUUCCUGAUUCUCAGCAGCUGUCCUGGGAUUCCUGAGUUUGAUGAGACUUAAAACCCCUACUCUGUAAGCAGCAUCCUCCACUGCUAACUGGCUGAGCCAAUCCAAAGGUCCCUCUCUCCCCCGAGAGUCUCUGUGUCACAUUGAUAGCACCAUUAGAUUGAAAUAGAAUCAUAACUCUGAUCCCUGUAGCCUACCUUCUGAUAUGUGCUUAGCACUUCUGUUUCUGCACUGACAAGAAUCCACAUUGCCUGCAGCAAAUUUGGAGGUUUGGUGAGUUUGGUGAGUUUGAUUCUUAAUAUAUUUGCCAUUAGAAAUGGUCAGAAUAGAAAAAAUUGCUACUAGUGUCUUGAAUUGCUUAGUGUAAGGAAGUGACUGUGUUCCUUGGAGUAGUUCUUAUGACUGGAUGGUCCUUUUCUAGUCUGUCUGGGCCCAGGGCUCUCUGUUCUGUAGCUCACUGGGGCUUAGUGCAGUGGCUCAGUGCCGCAUGAGUCAAUCGUGGUAUAAAUUAGAUAGACAUGAACUUGUCACGAACCCUGACCUAUAGUGGGAGCCAGAGUCUGAGCCUUGCUUUGCCCUUCACUGUUCUGCUUCCAUUGCCUAAGAACAGAAGUAGUUAGGAGGGUGUAGGCCAAGGCUUCGGGCACUGCUAAGUCACUGUGGUCCAGUUCAUGCCAGUGUCUUGGGGACUGUUGGUGGUACACUUCCCUUUGCUAUUUCAAAAAUCCUGGGCCUCAGCCAGGGCCAGGGCCUCUGUGGACCAGGAGGUCAGAAAUCUGGUAGUGAGCCAAGAACCAGACAAACUAAAUUUCUUUUCUGAUGGGGCUUCCCGCAGUGACGGGAUUCCAGAAGCAAGACAUUUCUUUUACCCACUCCCUGGGCGUGACCGUUGCUGCUGCUGUGGGGUAUUUUAGCUGUGUGGCCCUGGGAAAGCCUUUCCCCUCUGCAUUCCCAGAGAACUUCUGACCACCGUCUCCAGCCCCUUGCUCAGUCAUACAUCCUUAGUAGGUAAGGGCACCCCAGAGCCACUGAUGAAGUGGCAUUUAGUGAUCAGGUGAUGGCAGAGUACAGUACAGGUACCACCGCUGUCACCUCCUGUUCUUAGGAGCAUGCAGUCCUCUGUCCCAGAUGAGUUGGCAGAAAGUUAUUAACCAACUUUUUAUGUCUUCCUGUUUCCUGAAAUCAACUGAUGGAAGAUGCCCUGAUUAUCAGACACUAGGACUAGGAUGGAGUUGUGCGAUUAGUGUCCUUGGCCUUCCUGAGAGAGCAUUCCUACCCCCUUGUGUGUCAGUGUGACUUCCAGAACUCCCAGCCUCCCUUCGAGGCUGUGGUACCAUUUCUGGACUUUCUGGAAAGAAACCUCCCUUCCAUUCUUUUUUCCCUGCCCCAAAACAAAACAAGCUUUGUCCACUUGCCCCUGGCUCAGUAUCUCAGGAGUCAGCCAGCCCAGUCUGGCAGCCUGCAGCCUAAGGCAGGGCCAGAGAUCCAAAAGAAGGUGGUGGCGUUUGAAUCACAUGCUUCUUGGAAGUUUGUGUUUCAUCUUGUGAUUUUGAACACUUACACAGCUCAGCAUGCCCUUUUGAGACUUUUGCUCUUUGGGCACACUUAGUAGUUCUGAAGAGUAUGGCCUUCAGGGUCCAGGUCUCCUGACCCAUCUCUGCCCCAGCUGGCUUCAGUUCCCAAGGGCCUGUCUUGAUGCUCUGGCCUCCCAUCCUCCAGCUAGCCUUGGUUUGCCAUCUGUCCAGCUCCACUUCUUCCUGGCCUCUCUGCUAAGGAGGGCCAGGAUCACCUGUUAUUGUAACCAAGUCUAAAGCCAAAUUUCCCUUCUUGCUACCCAGACCUCAGACAACAGUGAGUUGUAAGCAAUUAAGAUUAAACCUCAGGGUGACACACUCCCCUGAGCAGUGAGACUGCUGUGUGGUCUUAGGGGCUGCUUGUCACCUAGAACACAAAGACGCAGUUGUCUGUGCAGGCCGGUGGUGACAGGGUCCUGACAAGGGUCUUCUCUAACAUCUUCACCCUCUACCUGGGCACUGAGCACCAGGCAGGGAGAGCUUCCUGGGUGAGGAGACAUGCAGACAGACUGCGUCUCUGUCACGGUUCACCUUUGCCCAGCCCAUGCUGAGCAUGGGGUCCUCAGAGCAUAGGGUCCUUUGCUGGAACAGGUCCCAGUCACUUAGCAGCACCGCAGUGGUAGAGCGCUUCCUGGCAGCUUCCUGCAGCAAGCAGGUCAGCUGCGGCGCGGAGGCAGAGUGUGCAGCACGCUGGGCAGGAGCUUGGGCCUCUAACCUGUUUCUGCUUUUUGUUUUUGUUUUUUGAAAGAAAAGUACAAUUAACAAACCUCUUUUGUAAAUGGAUUUCCUUUCUAUGUAUAAAUUUCCCUGCAGUUCCUUGUUUUUACAUGUUCAUGCUGUGUAAUUUUGAGAUGUUACUGAGAUUCUGAACAUAAUGUGCAUUUUUUUCUGUACAGAUGAAAUGGGAAAAUUUAAUAAAGAGUUUGCAGGUUUGUA
Molecule: messenger RNA, 7852 nt
Organism: Apodemus sylvaticus (European woodmouse)
Lineage: Eukaryota; Metazoa; Chordata; Mammalia; Rodentia; Muridae
Gene: Glg1
Product: golgi glycoprotein 1
Exons: 26
Coding region: 29-3565 (1178 amino acids)
Cellular component (GO): Golgi membrane
Molecular function (GO): fibroblast growth factor binding
Source: RefSeq, a predicted model, not a curated record